This is a messenger RNA of Trichomonas vaginalis G3, 504 nucleotides long. RefSeq lists its product as uncharacterized. Bases 1 to 504 code for a protein of 167 amino acids. The transcript has a single exon. The record is from RefSeq and is a predicted model, not a curated record. Lineage: Eukaryota; Parabasalia; Trichomonadida; Trichomonadidae.
AUGAAUCCUUACAAAGGGUAUGUCGAUCGAAUUUACCUAAUUGGUAUUUCCAAUCAGAUUGAAGAAGGUAAAAUGACAUGGGAAGAAGCUUGCACUCAUGUUCCCAUCGCCCCAACCCUUCAAUCAAAUGAUUUCAAAUAUUUAGAUGUUUCAAAAUCUUUUUUACAAAAUCAAUUUAGCUUACAGAAUAUCCCAUUGCCUAAAGACAAGAAAGGUCGUAGGGUCAAUCCCUACGACCAAAUCAAAGCUCUUGCUGUGAUACAUGACCACUGGGCCUUUCCCUGUGGUCAAACAAAACAAUGGAAACGUUUGAAAUUACAACAAAUUGAUGUAUCUUAUAGAGAAGUACGCAGAUACUUCAAAGAAAAUCAUUUCACCAAGACGCAAUUAGAGCAUACCGGGCCAGAAACAGCAGUAAGAUAUUGGGCGCUUUCCCCAAUCUUAUCUGGCACGCAGAUGUUCAUUAUUUUAGGGGUGUUCGUGGCCAGUAUAUUUAUGGCAUAA